CUCUCUGCAGGCCGCACUGGGAAUGGAAACAUCUGUACCACGUGCAGGCAACCUCGCGUCGGCCUCUCGGCGCUCCACCUCCCAUCGCUCUGAGCCCCAGCGCUCGUCCUCGCGAGAUGAACUGGACGACAUGGCCGCCUCGAACCAAGGCAAAUUUGAUGGGAAUUUUGAUUCCCUUGACCUCGCCGAAUUUGCCAAGAAGCAACCAUGGUGGCGGAAGCUGUUUGGGCAAGAUUCAGGGCCCUCUGCUGAGAAGUACAGUGUGGCUACCCAGCUACUGAUAGGUGGAGUCACUGGCUGGUGUACAGGAUUCAUCUUCCAAAAAGUCGGAAAACUAGCAGCAACAGCAGUCGGUGGUGGAUUUUUCCUUCUCCAGAUUGCAAACCACACUGGUUACAUCAAGAUAGACUGGCAGCGAGUUGAGAAAGACAUGAAAAAAGCCAAAGAGCAGCUGAAAAUCCGGAGGAGCAACCAGCUCCCUACAGAGGUGAAGAGCAAAGCUGAAGAGGUUGUGUCAUUUGUGAAGAAGAACGUUCUUGUGACCGGAGGCUUUUUUGGCGGCUUUCUUCUUGGCAUGGCAUCUUAAGGAAAGAAGAUGGUGAUCACUGCACUUGGCAUUUACUUGCCAAUGCCCUCCCGCCAGCUCUACUGGGCCUUUCUUCUCAUAAUUAGAACCUGCAAUGUGGGAGCAGCAUAACCUCUGUGGCCAUAGUCCCAGCUCUAGGAUGAUGGAAGAAAGUAGAUGAUCUCGCCUUGUUUGUCUCCUCCCUAGCUCUGAGCUCUUUGAGGGCCUGCUUUAGAAUGAAUUAGUUCUUUUCUAGGCUAUAAAAUCAAGUUUUCUUUCCCUUCCUGUAAGCCAACUGAUUGGGGAAAGAUGCAUCCUCGAACUCUCUAGCUGGCCUCAAAGCUGUCAGGGACUCUCCCUGCUGGUCCCUUUCCGCUGUCAAUGUGUUCUGCCUUGUGGAAAUGAAUACACAUAUCCAUGAUAAUAAAAAGCGCUGGCAGA
This is a messenger RNA of Antechinus flavipes (yellow-footed antechinus), 1006 nucleotides long. It is a transcript of the gene FUNDC2, whose product is annotated as FUN14 domain containing 2. NCBI's taxonomy places the organism in Eukaryota, Metazoa, Chordata, Mammalia, Dasyuromorphia, Dasyuridae. Gene Ontology annotation, cellular component: mitochondrial outer membrane. The record is from RefSeq and is a predicted model, not a curated record. Bases 23 to 586 code for a protein of 187 amino acids. Gene Ontology annotation, biological process: autophagy of mitochondrion. The transcript is spliced from 5 exons.